UUGAGCACGGUCUGCGGCGUGAGCGCCGCGUCGCCCAUGUACGGCCACGCCCUGGGCUACCUGCGCAUCGCGGCGCUCGGCGCGCCGACGGCGACGAUCUGGCUCGUGACGAACGGCAUCUUCCGGGGCCUCGGCGACACGGCGACGCCGCUGCGCUGGGCGCUCGCGUUCACGGCCAUGAACGCGGUCUUCGACCCGAUCUUCAUCUUCCCGUUGAAAUUCGGCGCCGCGGGCGCCGCGCUGGGCACCGCGCUCGCGCAGACGCUCGCGCUCUACCCCCUGCUGGCGGCGCUCGCGCGGCGCACGGGAAAGGCGUCCGUGCCGGAUUUGUUCCGCUGCGACCGCGCGCUCCUGCUCGGGAGCCUCAGGAGCUACGCCAAGGCGGGGUCCCUCGUGCUGGUGCGGACCCUCGGCAAGAUCUCGGCCUACUCGGUCUGCGCGCGCGAGGCGGCGAAGCUCGGCGCCGUCGCGUCGGCGGCGCACAUCGUCUGCUUCACGCUCGGCGUCGCGACGACGCAGCUCUGCGAGGCCGCCGCCGUCGCGACGCAGUCGCUCCUGGCCCGCGAGUUCUUCGCGUCGAAGACGUCCAGGGCGAACGCGCGGCGCCUCGUGGCUUUAGGCCUCGGCGUCGGCGCGACGAUCUCGACGUCGCUCGCGGCGCUGACCUUCGCGAACCGCAAGGCCGUCGUCGCGGGGCUGACGACGGACCCGGCCGUGCGCGCGGCCUGCCUCACGGUCUUCCCCCUCGUCAUGGCCUGCCAGGCGCUCAAGGGGUUGGCGUACCCCGUGAACGGGUGCCUCAUGGGCGCGCUCGACUGGUCCGCGGCGUCGGCGACGAUGUGGCUCUCGAACGGCGCCUGCGCGCUCUCGCUGCUCCGCCCGACGCCGACGUCCCUCGUCAAGCUCUGGGAGGGCUUCGCCUGCCUCUUCGCCGUGCAGUGCGCCGCGGGCCUCGCGCGCGUCGCGUCGCGGACGGGGCCCUUC
Messenger RNA from Aureococcus anophagefferens, 984 nucleotides. RefSeq lists its product as hypothetical. The transcript has a single exon. The annotation marks the transcript as partial. The record is from RefSeq and is a predicted model, not a curated record. NCBI's taxonomy places the organism in Eukaryota, Pelagophyceae, Pelagomonadales, Pelagomonadaceae.